AUGAUGAACAAAGCUUCGUCGGCUGAGAAGUACCGCUUAUUGCAUGGUCACGAUAUUUUCGAGGGCGCUGAGGGGCUCUCCUUCCCCACAGACGGUCACCACGUCAUCGCCAACGUCACAGCCAAGGAAAAUCUCGACCCGGCAGCGUUUGGGAACUCGCCUCCGGUUCUGACCUCCUUUCUCCUUGACGAGGAGGGUGUAAUGCGGGCUUUGUUCAGCUGCUUAUUUCAUUCGGUCGGAGAAGGGGGAGGGGAUAUUGACGAGCUGAGGCAAGGGCGGUGGGCAGGGCAGACUCUGAUAAUAAGAGAAAAGAAAGAGGUCAGUAACGAUACAGAGUGGAAAGACGUCAGCAAGGAGGUGAAGGACGUUCUGCAGGUGGCAGUGGAUAAUGAAAGUUAA
Klebsormidium nitens is the source of this 399-nucleotide messenger RNA. The record is from the annotation of a GenBank genome assembly. Lineage: Eukaryota; Viridiplantae; Streptophyta; Klebsormidiophyceae; Klebsormidiales; Klebsormidiaceae.